Molecule: messenger RNA, 695 nt
Organism: Melanotaenia boesemani (Boeseman's rainbowfish)
Lineage: Eukaryota; Metazoa; Chordata; Actinopteri; Atheriniformes; Melanotaeniidae
Product: Fc receptor-like protein 4
Exons: 6
Coding region: 43-648 (201 amino acids)
Biological process (GO): cell surface receptor signaling pathway
Molecular function (GO): transmembrane signaling receptor activity
Source: RefSeq, a predicted model, not a curated record
GUCAGUCAAACUGCUGCUGGUCUGAUUCCAUCCAGCUGCAGAAUGGAGGGAACAUGUGUCCAGAUGCUGCUGGCUCUGAUCUCACUGCUGUGCUGCACAACAAACGGAGCUCGUCUGACCAUCAGUCCCAGCAGAUCUCAGCUGUUUGAAGGAGACUUUGUGUCUCUGAUCUGUGAGGAGGACGACAGCUCUGCUGGAUGGACGGUGAGGAGAAACACCACCAGACAACUGUCUGAGUGUGGAGAUAGAUGGAGGAAAGCAGCUGGUUCAUCCUGUAACAUCAGUGUUGUCUUCACAAGGGACUCUGGAGUUUACUGGUGUGAGUCCAGAGAGGGAGCAACCAGUAACAGCAUCAACCUCACUGUCACUGGUGGAUCAGUGAUCCUGCAGAGUCCUGUCCUCCCUGUGAUGGAGGGAGAUGACCUCACUCUGAGCUGUCAAUCAAAGCCUCCCUCCAACCUCCCAGCUGCUUUCUAUAAAGAUGGCUCCCUCAUCAGGACUGAGUCUACAGGUCACAUGACCCUCCACCAUGUUACCAGGUCUGAUGAAGGUCUCUACAGGUGUAGCAUCAGCAGUCAUGGAGAGUCUCCACCCAGCUGGAUCUCUGUCACAGAGACACAGGAAGUGACCUACCCGUCUCCAUGGUGAUGUCUCCACCCACCCAGACUGAUCAGAGAUUGGAUGAUGACUAUGAU